Messenger RNA from Engraulis encrasicolus (European anchovy), 2434 nucleotides. Its product is annotated as zinc finger protein 23-like. The coding region runs from base 226 to 1779 and encodes 517 amino acids. Lineage: Eukaryota; Metazoa; Chordata; Actinopteri; Clupeiformes; Engraulidae. Gene Ontology annotation, biological process: mitotic spindle assembly checkpoint signaling; regulation of gene expression. The transcript is spliced from 9 exons. Gene Ontology annotation, cellular component: nucleus. The record is from RefSeq and is a predicted model, not a curated record.
CAGCAUGUUUAUAAUUCCUUCUCUCUAGAGUUGGUCAGGACAUACAAAAUCAGCAUUCGUGCAUACUGGGCUUCUGUUUGUGUAAAUCGGUCAUCCAAUUAAGCUCCUUGCAUUGACCUCUAUAAGUUGGCUCCUUGACACAUUUUUAUGGCCCUAUCGAACUGAUCCAUCACGUUGACUUGAAGUUCAAUAUCCGCAGCUUCAUACCAGACCAGAUCACCAACAAUGGCCUGUGAGAUAGUUGAGAUUUCUCACCAUAUUAAUGUGAAUCACAAGCAAGCCUGUAGUGACCUUGAGAAGGCCAGUCUAUUCAUCACAGAAGCAUUGCAGAGGGAGAUCCAGAGGAACACAACUCUGUGCAUGUUAAUUCAACGUCUGGAAAAGAGAGCAGCUGAGAAUGGAAGGAGCCUAUCAGAGCAGGUGGAGUCAAACUGCCAGCUGCAGCUCCAGGUGGAUGAACUACAGACACAACUGGAAGACAAAGACAACUCGUUAACACAAGCCAAACAGAGUAUUGCUGUCCUGAAGAAUGAACUGGGGGACCUGAAACAGCAGCUGCAGAUCCAUCAUAGGACAAUUGAGGAAGUGACUGAGUGGCAACAGGAUGAGAGUCUGGCCAAUAUUGUGAAAGAGGAGGAUGGUGUCCAGCAGCAGGUUGUUGCAGUUACAGUUAAAGAGGAAUAUGCUAUUGAUGCAUAUCCAUGUCAGUCAGAUAAGACGGAUACCUCCAUGGGACAGACGCACUCUUCAUUUGCAGGCAUUAGAACGGAACUAGUGCAGGAGGAAGAUGAAAAGUCAGACAUGACUCCAGUCGUCAGCUCUGAUCCAGAUGCAGUCAAUUUUUUGAGAUUGUCAGUACGAUUGGUUGAUUGUUGUGUAACACAAGGUCAUCAAAGAACAACCAGCGAGAACAAUAAAGAGGGAGAAACCCCCAAUAAUGUAGGGAUAACGGGGGAGGCAUCAGAAUUGCCACCGUCUGCAACCCCCAAAUUCACAGCCAUCCCAGAGACCGAGGUGGAUAAUGGGAGGCCAUAUAAGUGUCCUGUCUGUGGAGAGCAUUUCUCCUCAACGUCAGUAAUGGAAAAGCACCAGCAGGACACGCACACAAUAGAGAAGCCUCCUCUCGAACAAGACCAGCACACACGCACAGGAAAAACGCCCCACCACCACAAACGGCAUGGCAAACGUGUUACGAGGAGGACAAACGCUCUCGCCGCAAACAAGCACACUGACACAGGGCAGAAGCGCCACCACUGUGGGCAAUGUGGGAAAAGUUUCAAGCUUCCAGGAAUACUUGCAAGGCAUCAGCGCGUCCACACAGGAGAGAGGCCUCACGAAUGCGCACAGUGUGGGAAGGCUUUCACGGUAGCAUCAAACCUCUCUAGACACAAGCUCAUCCACACGGGGCAGAAGCCCUACCACUGUGGACAGUGUGGGAAGAGCUUUACACAAGAAAUGCACCUCACGCGGCAUCAGCUCAUCCAUACAGGAGAGAAACCCUUUCAAUGCACAGAUUGUGGCAAAUACUUUAGACAUUCGGGAAAUCUCACAACGCACCGCCUCAUCCACACAGGGGAGAGGCGCCACCAGUGUGGACAGUGUGGGAUGAGAUUCACUGAAGCAGGGUCCCUCGGGAGACACAUGUUCGUCCACACAGGAGAGAAGCCUCACCGGUGCACAGGAUGUGGCCGAGCUUUUAGUCAUUUGUGGAAACUAAGAAGGCACCUGCGCAAGGCACCUACCCAUACAGGAGACAAGACUACCCAACCACCACUCUAAAAAGUGUGUCAAAGGUUGUCUACAUAUUUCAACCACUGUGCCGCCGGAAACACAAGUGUGCCUUGAGAGAUUGGCAGGUGUGCCGUGGAAAAUGAUCUAAUUUCAACUUUUUUGGUCUAAACAUUUUUUAUUUAAUUUUUUUUGAAAAAGAAUUACAUUAUUUGCAAAUAAUAUGCCACUGUCUGGUGCAGGGACCAUUGACAUAUAUACAGUGACAGUAUGAAAACUACCUCCAUUCCGAAGUUAUUCAACUUUAAGCGAGGGUUACUUUAGCUAAAAACAGAGUUUUCCUCCAUUCAAACUGAGAAAAAGCCUUUUUUGUCACGGGUGCGCUAUUUGACUCUCCAAGUUAAAAUUGAGGAUUUAAAUGUAUUUUUAUGCCCGAAGAACAACUCCAUUAGCUGUUUUGAUUCUCUAGGAAUUAACUUUGGCACAGGAGAUUUGACGUGACGUGACGUGAUCAGGAAGUGGUUUGAUUUGCUGUAAGAAACUCACACUGUGUGUGUGAUAAAAUGCACAGAUGAUGAAAUAUCCAAAUCCAAAUCUUUGUAAGUUUGUAGGAGUUUUGACUUUGUUUGUGUCAGUUCUGUUCAUCACAUAAUAAGAAAAUCACACAGAAUAUGCAUUAGAAUGUUUAGAUUCAGAAUCCAUUAAA